Messenger RNA from Marchantia polymorpha subsp. ruderalis, 2579 nucleotides. Lineage: Eukaryota; Viridiplantae; Streptophyta; Marchantiopsida; Marchantiales; Marchantiaceae. The record is from the annotation of a GenBank genome assembly.
CGGGAGGAGGAGCCCCGAGCCCAAAGAGCCGAGAGGAGAGAGAGAGAGGGAGGACAGUCCAUUCGUCCUCCCUCCUCUCUCUCGCUGUUAUACUCGUUUGCGAUUCUUUCCGUCCCAUUAAUCGCCGUGGACGCGGUUUGAGCCUCUGGUGGUUUGGGGGAAGGGGAAGGGGAGGGGGAGGGGGCUGGCCAGCGCUGGUCCUGCGCUCUAUGCUGAACUCGGAAUUAUCAUCGUUAAUCCCGAGUUACUGCGGUCGGUAAUUGUAAAGUGAGCCUCUUCUUUGCAUUUUGGGGCUUUGUGCUGUAGCCGAGUGUGUCAAAAGCGAGAGGGAGGGCGGAAGCGAGCGAUAGAGGAAGAGGAAGAGAAGGAGGAGGAGGAGGAGAAGCAGUCGACCUGUUUGCGGGACCUGAGACGCUGUUCUGGCAACCCUGGCUUGCCGGGGUCAGCAGCAUUCGGGUGGUGGGGGGAUUGCAUCAGACACAGGCGCACUUAAUUACCCUGUGUCUUGCUUGCUAGAUUGGUCCCGAUUGUGGAUGAAAUGCCUGUUGCCGACGACUGAAGACAUUUACGCGGUUGGUCACAGGGAGAGGCCGGGACGACGGUGGACGACAGUAGGGGCGUGGCUUUGAAGCGUUUUCGGCAUUGCGGGGAUCCGUUCGUGCUUCCGGAAAAAUUGUCCUUCCUGGCUGAGUUUUUGGUGGUUGAGGCUGUUCUUCAUUUCUCGUGGAGCCAAUUGGGACGAGCCAUAAGGUUGCAUCAAAUCUGAGAGGAUUUUGAAGUAAUUUAUGAAAAAGAAUCUGAACUGUUGGUCAUUUUGAUGAAAGUGUCCUGAGCAGUUUAGAAAGGUCGCAGCCUGAUUCAAUUUCUGGAUGUCAUGCAACGAAGGGAGGUACUGUAAGCAUCGAGUCAAACUAUGUCACGUUUCAAACGAUUGUAGAAACCCUAGGCUCUCAUAGGAGACAUUUGAAGCGGAAACUGAUGGUCAUACAAGGCUCCAGCCUUGAGGUCUAGCCCCGUUGACUGUUGACUUGCCGUUUAGUGAAGAGGGACGAAGGUUCCACUGUCUGCUGUUUUGGAGAGGGACUUGGUUCCUGAUUGCGGUGACCUCUGAGAUAAUUCUCAAGAUCUCGAAGGUGCAGUGGAUUCUCCAGCCAUAGAGGUCUGUGCAUAGGUCAGAAGGGUAAGACGACCGACCAAGGGAUAUGGGAGAAUCAAUAGCAGAGGAGCUGGUACAACUUCUACGGGGAUUCAGUGCAUCACUCACGCUCAAGUUUUCUCACCUGAUUGCGUUUUUCCUCCGCUAUAAGAACGCCAGCUCAGCAGGUGCGAUCGCCGGUUUUGCCAUUGCUUUGGUUUGUACCUGGAAAUACCUGAAGACUCCAAGUCGUCAGCGCAACAAAAUCAACGACAAACGCGAUGCUCCUUCAUCCUCUAAUGCUCCUCCUAUGGAGACUACAGCCGAAGGCACAUCAACUGCUAUUGCCAAGUCUCUCACUCAACCCAUCCAACGUGGUGUUGUCAUUCGCGAUUCACCUCCAGCUACCCAGCUUACGUUGGCACAGAUGGUGAGGCGACAACUUCAAGGUGGUAGGAAGAUGACUUGCCAGUUAGUUGGAGUAAUACUCGAAGAAUCCACAUCCGAAGAUCUUCAGAAGCAUGCAGUGGUCAGGCCAGCUGUCGUCGAUGUUCUGUUGGAAGUUGCGCGCUCGUGCGAUCUAUAUCUUCUCGCAAGGGUCCUUGAUGAUGAGAGCGAGGCUUUGGUACUUGCUGCGUUGGAUGCUGUCGGUGUUUUUACCGUUGGUGGUUUAAACCGUAACAAGGUACUUUUCUGCUCAACAGAGGCGGGGAGGACUUCAUUUGUGCGACAGUUAGAGCCUGACUGGCAUGUCGACGUAUCUUCAGAAACCAUUUCCCAGUUGGCUCGGUUUAUCCGGCAUCAACUACAUAUCGCACCCGCGGGAGCAGCGCCAAUUGCAACGAACGUUUUUGGAGCUGAAUCACUGGAGUGCUAUUUUGGCUUGCCUGCGAGUGGUGGCUUCAUUUAGCUGGCAACCUUCAAAUUCCAAGGAUUCUCACUAUCCUUUGCACGAGUAGUUUCCCACCUGUAGUCUCUGAUGUUCCUAAGCGGAUUUCUUUUCCUCAGCCACUCUCUGUAGCUUGCAAGGAAUGGUGUGAAAUAGGGAGCUUUAAGAGCAGAAUUCAUGGAGAGCAUGAGAGAGAGAGAGAGCGAGAGCGAGAGAGAUGGGGAGGGAAGGAGAAGAGUUAUUCCAGCUUUAUGCUCUUAAAGUGGGGGUGUGGUAGACACUGGCGUUUUCUUCAGCAUAAAUUCGUGGUCUUUACAUGAAAUUUAACAAAUGUGAAGGGAUCUUUUCUCUGUCUAAUGUUAUAUAUUGGAAAAUUACUUAUGGGGUCCUGAAACUCUCUUGUUUUAGGUCCGCUCAAUUUUUAGACCUGCAGACCAGCUCCACUCAGGACACUUAGAUACUUUGUCACAUAGUUUCUAGAAAUUCGUGUAUUUUCGAAGGAAAUGAUACGUUCAAAUCAUUCGCCUCGCCAUGGGUCCGCGUUCAAUGAAUAUC